Molecule: messenger RNA, 1012 nt
Organism: Ailuropoda melanoleuca (giant panda)
Lineage: Eukaryota; Metazoa; Chordata; Mammalia; Carnivora; Ursidae
Gene: OR6N2
Product: olfactory receptor family 6 subfamily N member 2
Exons: 1
Coding region: 1-954 (317 amino acids)
Biological process (GO): G protein-coupled receptor signaling pathway
Cellular component (GO): membrane
Molecular function (GO): olfactory receptor activity; G protein-coupled receptor activity
Source: RefSeq, a predicted model, not a curated record
AUGGAACCACACAACCACUCGAGCCUGGCUGAGUUCGUGCUCCUCGGUUUCCCCAGAGUGGGCCACAUCAAGGGCUGGCUCUUUGCCCUGCUGCUGCUGGCAUACUUGUUCACUAUCUGCGGCAACAUGCUCAUCUUCCUGGUCAUACGACUGGACGCAGCCCUCCACACACCCAUGUACCACCUGGUCAGCGCACUGUCCUUCCUGGAGCUCUGGUACACGGCCACCACCAUCCCCAAGAUGCUGACCAACCUUCUCAGCGAGAAGAAGACCAUUUCUUUUGCAGGAUGCCUGCUUCAGACCUACUUCUUCCACUCCUUAGGGGCCUCUGAAUGCUACCUUCUUACAGCCAUGGCCUAUGACCGAUACCUGGCCAUUUGCCGGCCCCUCCACUACCCUUCAAUUAUGACCCCAACACUCUGUGGCAAGAUGGCUGCCGCCUGUUGGACUUGUGGCUUCCUGUGUCCCAUUUCGGAAGUCAUCCUGGUCUCCCAGCUCCCGUUCUGUGGCUAUAAUGAAAUUCAGCACAUCUUCUGUGACUUUCCACCUCUCCUGAGCCUGGCCUGCAAGGACACGUCCACUAAUGUCCUUGUGGACUUUGCCAUCAAUGCAUUCAUCAUCCUUGUCACCUUCCUCUUUAUUAUGGUUUCUUAUGGAAGAAUCAUUGGUGCUGUACUGAAGAUAAAAACAGCAGCUGGGAGAACGAAGGCCUUCUCCACAUGUGCCUCGCAUCUCACUGUGGUUCUCGUCUUUUUUGGCAGCAUCAUUUUCAUGUAUGUGCGCCUAAGGAAAAGCUAUUCUCUGACCCUUGACCGGACACUUGCCGUCGUCUACUCUGUACUGACACCACUGGUCAACCCAAUCAUCUACAGUCUUCGUAACAAGGAACUCAUCAAGGCCAUCAAGAGGACCAUCUUCCAGAAAGGGGGGAGAGCUAGUCCUACUCACCACUGACUCGCUACCGAGGUCCUUCCUCCACUUCAAUGUUGGCCUCAUAAACGUUCUACGUGCC